UAGAGGAGGACGGGAGCAAUGUCAUGGAGGCCAGUGUCUGGCUGGUGGCUGUCCGUCGACCUGCUCCCUUGCUUCGUUACCUGACAGCGCUCCUCAGUGUUUCCAAAGCCGCGUCCACCGAUGGGUCGAGCCGCGAUCCUCUAGUGAGCUCCUCAAGCUCGCCACGCUCGGUUCCCACCACCACGUCGCCGACAAGAAGUGGAACCGAAUCCGGGAUCCGGUUGAUCGUCCGCGGAAUCCAUCCCGACGUGUCCUGGCCAAUCGGAAACGGAAGCUGUGCGUGUCGCGAGUACACGGUUUCCGAAGGGAAACGGCGGGUGAACGAAGAAGAACGACAUAUAUAUAUAUAUAUACAUAUAGAGAGAGAGAGAGUGUGAGAGAAGGGAAGAGAGAAGAGGAGCGGAGUGUAAGAGGGAGAUAGAAAGAGAGAAAGAGGGAGGAAAGUGACACGUUACGAUACGAUCGAUCCAACGACCAAAGUUAUAACGUGCGUUUAAAACGAACACGGGUCCGUAAACGCGAUCGGGACAAUGUGCUCGUGACAAGAGGGAGCGCUCUUUUCUCUUUCUCUCUCCCGUUCGUCACAGCCGAGCCGUUUUAAGUUUCUCGUGCACGUUCAUCGGUGAAAGAAAGAAAGAAAGCUAACUAGAUUCUUUCUCUUUCGACGACGACGACGACGAGGACGACGAGUGGCAAGCGAAGGAAGAAUAGGAAGAGGAAGAAGAAGAAGAAGAAGAAAAAGAAGAAGAGAAGAGGAAAGAGAAGGAAAAGAAGGAGGAGGAACGUGCAACAUCGAGCGAAGAAAGAUACACCCGAGGAGCCCGAGGAGGAAACGGAUAAAACGUGGGCGUUGAGUGAUUGUUGUCGGUGCUAGUUUCCAUUGGGAGUCAUGAGAGAUACCAGCGAUAUGAUGUCGGAGGACUCCUUGUCCGAGGACACGAUGAUGGACUGCGAGGGGGACGCAGGAGGGUUGGACGAGCUGGUCGAUCUCGCGACCGACGUCGCGGAUUCAUCCCCGACGAUUCGAGAUGCCGCGGAGAGGUUGCUGACGUUGUUGGGCGUGGACGAGGAGGGGGACGAGGAGAGCCUGGUGUCGUCUUCCUCCUCCUCGGAGGACGAGGGCGUGGAGUUGGACGGGGAGGAGGACGAGGAAGCGGAACGGGAGGGCGGCAGGCUGUUGCACCAGCUGGCCGCCACUUUGGCCAACGAGUUGAAGCAGUGCCGCGAGAGGCAGAGGGCAGCAACGACGACGGAUCCCGUCGUAGCGGCGGAUCACACUUGCCUUCGCUCGAAGGGGGGGGCGAGCGAUUGUCGCGACGCCGCGUCGCCCUUUAAACGGGAGAGGAGGCGGGAUGGGGAUGGGGAGUGCGCGGCGGCGGCGUCCGGCAAACGGCAGCGGCGACGGCCACCGCGCCGUCCCGACGCCCGUUCGAGGAUCGGGCAGGAGGGGGGCGUCGAGAGGACGGGGCAGGUACUCGCGUCGUCUUGGAACGCCGGCUGGGAUGCGUGCGCGACGGAGGCCGUCAGAUAUCUGGUGGAGGACGAGGGAUUGCCGCCUCAUCAUCCCACGGUGUUGGCAAUGAAGGACCAUCUGGAGGUGCAGAGGGAACGGGCCUUCCUUCGAUACGCCGCGUAAACCAGUCGCUCUAGAUUUUUAUCCGAGAGCUAUACCAGCUACUUCUUCUUACCCUCUCCUCUCCUUUUCUCACGAAAGGAGGAAUCCGCUUGCAGCGACGAAGGAGAGAGAUAAUCGCGAUCUGGGACGCGAUGGUUGGAAAGGAGACCGCGUUGCCCCGUUUUCGGAAGGUAUAUGCGCGAGGGGAGAGAGAGAGGGGGCAACCUCUUUAGCGAUGCUUCCCCAUGUGAAUCGAGAAAAAGAAAGAAAAAGAGGGAGGUAAUUUACAAGAGAGGAAACGAUUGUUGCGUAUGAUAAAAUUCGUUUGCCUUUUUUUUUCUUUUAAAAAAGAGGGAAAAUGCCUCGUUAACGUUCGAUCUCUCCUCCUCUAUUAGAGAUAUAUAGAAUGGUAGUUUCACGUUCACUUUUCACAAUCAUCUUGUCCACUGGUUUGCCUGUCGCGAUAGAAAGAAAAGGAAAGGAAAAUAUAAAAAGAGGAGGAGGAGAGGAGGAGGCAGCUCUUCCCAUUCGUGUUAAAAUGCAUUCAUGUUUGUUAAGCGGACGCUGUUUCACGAGAGAGAGAGAGAGGAGGACACCGGCGCUCGAUUCGUCGAGCGGAUUCCAAAACUUCCUCUCGGUAGCCGCGCUCUAAGAGAGGAGUGGCCGUUGUCGCUUCUCGUUCCGGCCAACGAGAGAGGAUAUUACCGCGUGAGAAUCAAAAGUGAGACCGCUCUUCCCCCUCCUCUCUCGUGAUAUUCUUUCCUUUCCUUUCUUCUCUCUCUCUCUCUCUCUCUUCAUUUUUCUCUCCCCACGCGUGACGAAGUACGUGUAUUAUUAAAAAUAGAGAUUCUAAAGGUUUCAAGAACAAAUUUUUAAACUAGUGGUUAAGACGCACUUGAAGAAAGAAGCACUGCUAACUAACCGUGUAAGCGUGUACGAAGAGUCGGGGAUUAGCGAGGAUUUUCGAAAUCGAUCCUUUCUUGUUCCUUUUUCUCCACCGAGAAAGAAAGGAAGAGAGAAAAGAUGGAAUCGUAUUAAUUGUGAUCCGUGACUCUUCUUCAGGUUCCUAUCCUAUUGAUGAUGAUACAGCAGAGGGAGGAUGAACUUAACAUCCAAUGGCGCGUCACGUAUCUUACGUAACGUAAGGUCACGUCGUUUAUUUUUUCGCGCUUCGCGAUUUCACCAAAUUCGUUAUGCGUAACGAUUAAUUUAAUUUUUUUUAUUUCGUACAACGAGUCGCUUUUUCUUUCUUUCUUUAGCGAUUUAGCGCUCGUUCCUUUUUUAUUUUUUUUUUAUUUUUCAUAUACUUAUUUUUCAUUAGCGUAUUUACCUAUAAUCGUUUUUUUUUUCUCUCUGAUAUGUUCGUUAUUUAUUGCGUAUCGCGUUAUUUAUUAGGUUAAGGAAAAAUUCCCCUCUCUCGAUCCAUUGGACGUUAGAUUCGACUCCGCGAGAAACGAAUGUCAAUAAACGAUGUCAAUACGAGGGGGAGGUUCAUACGCUGGAUCGAUAUGAACGAGAACAACGGGGGAGGGGGUUUAACCCCCUGUUACAGAGUUUCUUAAUCGAUAGUCGAGACGUUUUUUCAGAAAAAAAUCACAAAAAAAAAUGAAAAAAAAAAAAAACACUUACACAAGAGAGAGAAACCUGUAGAUUAUUUUAUCGCGCAACACUUUUUGCCUGUUCGAUCCUCCUCGCGCGAGAGGAGAAAUUCGAUCGAAAAGCGAGAAGAGACGCUCGUUUUGAGAUCGAAAAAACAACAAAAAAAAACAAAAAAAAAAACAAAAAGUAAAAAAAGAAAAAGUAAAUAUUCCUAGGGCAAACUCCUGUAGAUUAUUUUAAUCGCGUGACAAAUUCGUGCGAAUUGUUCGAACGUUGCAUCGCAUCUCGCCCCAGUUAAUCCUCUCGCAAUUUCUCACGUUUAUCAAGUGCCUCCGUUUCAAUCGCUCGUUAAUCUUAUCCUUAACUACAAAAAUCCUCGCUACCUUUUAAAUAGAGAGAGAGAGAGAGAGAGAGAGAACAAGAGGAAAAAAAGAAAGAGUCUACUCUUGGAGAAAGAGAAACGCGAUUAUGCCGUGCAAUGUUCGACCGAUUCGAAAAGAGGAAGAUGGUAUACGAGAAAUUUGGAUCCAAAUGUCGUCGAUGGAUUCAAACGCUAUUAGAUAAAUGUAUUUAUCGAUUGCGAGUCGAUACGAUUUUCUCUAAUAAAUGGAUCGUGCGUGGAGAACACGAGUCGACAUUCGGAUCGAUGAACGAGCGUGAUAAGAAUUAUACAUAUAUAAAUAUAUACAGAUCAUAGAGCGAUUUGCGAGUGAUUUUGGAUCGACGAUCGACCUCGAUCGCGGGUCACCCGCCAUCUCGACGUAAACAAUAAUUUUCCCUCUCCGUGCACGAGACGUGGCACAUGUUGGCCACUCGAACAGCAAACCCGGUUCGUCGACGAAGGAUCCUCGUCGAUUCCUUGUACAUAUGUAUGAUAUCGUAUCGUUUUAACUUAUACUACUUGUUACUUUUACAAUAAAUCAUUGUAGAUAAUCAUCAUUGACCAGUAAA
This is a messenger RNA of Apis mellifera (honey bee), 4165 nucleotides long. RefSeq lists its product as uncharacterized. NCBI's taxonomy places the organism in Eukaryota, Metazoa, Arthropoda, Insecta, Hymenoptera, Apidae. The coding region runs from base 890 to 1636 and encodes 248 amino acids. The record is from RefSeq and is a predicted model, not a curated record. The transcript has 3 exons.